Telopea speciosissima is the source of this 684-nucleotide messenger RNA. Its product is annotated as mavicyanin-like. Lineage: Eukaryota; Viridiplantae; Streptophyta; Magnoliopsida; Proteales; Proteaceae. The record is from RefSeq and is a predicted model, not a curated record. Gene Ontology annotation, molecular function: electron transfer activity. Bases 83 to 667 code for a protein of 194 amino acids. Gene Ontology annotation, cellular component: plasma membrane. The transcript is spliced from 3 exons.
CUAAGACCAACAGUCUUCGAGCCAAUAGAUUUUCUGUGUUUCGCUCAAACUGUUUGAGAGAGUGAGAGUGAGAGUGAGAGAGAUGGCUAAUAUUAGGUUUUCAAGAUGCCAAUUUUUCUGUACAGUUCAAUUUCUUUUGCUGUUGCAAAGCAAUGUCUUUUGCUAUCAAUUCAAGGUAGGUGAUUUACAUGCUUGGGGGAUACCCAGUUCUGCUAAUCCCCAGAUCUACAUGUACUGGUCUGAAUACCACCAGCUUAAGAUUGGAGAUUCUCUGUUGUUCCUCUACCCACCAAGUCAAGAUUCAAUAAUCCAAGUCACGGAGCAAGCUUUCAAUGACUGCAACCUCAAGGAUCCCAUCUUAUACAUGAACGAUGGCAAUUCGUUGUUUAACAUAACUUCACCGGGCGGAUUCUACUUCACCAGUGGAGUGCCGGGUCACUGCGAGAAAUCGCAGAAGCUCCAAAUUUCAGUACUUUUCGCAAAUGGGUCUGCCCUUCCUCCUUCUUACGCACCAACCGGAUUGCCAGACACUUCACCUUCUUACCCAACUGUGUUUGGGUCUAUCCCGACGGCAUCUCCUUCUUUACCUCUACAAAGCCUUUCAGCAACCAUAUUGGCUGCCGUGCUCGGGUCGACGAUCUUUAUGAUUGUCAGUAGCAGUAUCUAAAUUUAGUACCCGGAUCU